UUCGGAUAUCUAUGAAGUAUAACGGUUCGCCUAGUCUAAACAUGGCGACCGGUGACCCAAGAGCGAUGGCUAGGGAAGCUAAGGACAUUCCACCGGGUUCACUGGUCGCCUGUGUUACCCGAUUUGGCGAGAAAAUAGAGGGAGAAGUUGUAGCCUUUGACUAUGCUUCGAAAUUCAUCGUUAUUAAAACAGAAACACCAACAGAGACCAAAGGAGCAAGAAAAGGAAACCAGGAUGUUAGAAUGUUAAACAUGACCUGUUUACAGAAGUUUAAUAUCAUAGACAUGGGGAGUGCCACCCAAAACCCCCUGCCUCCACUUGAUCUAGACAAGAUAGACAAGAGAAUAAAGGCAAAUAAGUUGGAAAAAAGCCAAGCUAUUGGGAGAGUGGGUGUUGGCGUGACACCAGAGGGCCAGAAAUUGUUUGAUACUAUCGCUAAAACGUUCUCUGAAAUUUCUUGGAAAGAUAAAGAUAUAGUUGUCAUGGACAGAGUAACCAUAGUACCACCAUACAAAGUUGGAAACAUGUCUGGACAUGACGAGAGAUCCUUUACAUACAUCAAAGAAAUAGUUAAAAAGCAUUAUGAGCAGCAAGAACAGACAGAUUCAUCAGCCAAAUAAACAGACGCAGCCCAUAUCACACACAGGACAUAAUUUAUUUUUAAUAGUUAUUUAUGAAUUGCUGUUGGACUUGUUUGAUACCAGAUGCUAGCAAUAAUUUUAGAGAAUCGUCCUUUGGUUGUCUGAAGUAGGAACCCUUUUUUUUAGAAAAACUACUUCAACCUUUUUGAAAUAUGUGCUACUGUGUUACUGAUUUUGUUCCUACUACGUCUUGAACACAAUUUCAGUUGUUAAAGCUAUUUUAUUUCAUUUUUGCUCCUUCAUCCAUCAAUAUUUUUUACGCAAUCCGAAAAAGCAUUCAAGUAUUUUGGAAAGCUCUGACAAAUUAUACAUAUUAGGAUCAAUACUGUAUUCGCUGUCAACAGUUCUAGCACUACUGUAAUGCAUCCAGUUUUACUCGAUAAACUGAGUUUUUUAUCAUUGCAAUAAAGCUUUACAUUUGUUAUG
Molecule: messenger RNA, 1067 nt
Organism: Nematostella vectensis (starlet sea anemone)
Lineage: Eukaryota; Metazoa; Cnidaria; Anthozoa; Actiniaria; Edwardsiidae
Product: protein LSM12 homolog A
Exons: 4
Coding region: 12-620 (202 amino acids)
Source: RefSeq, a predicted model, not a curated record